Molecule: messenger RNA, 2172 nt
Organism: Salvelinus sp. IW2-2015
Lineage: Eukaryota; Metazoa; Chordata; Actinopteri; Salmoniformes; Salmonidae
Source: RefSeq, a predicted model, not a curated record
AUGGAGUUGGGAGGGGCUGCGUGUAGGAAGACUGGAGGUGGAGCCAUCACGUGCAUUAUCUGUGGCCGCAGAAGACACACUGCCAGUCGGUGCCGUGUCGGUUCCUCUGGGAGUCGAGGUAACAGACAGGGCACUCUGGCGUCACCUCAGCCGCCUCCUGCUGAUCCGCUGGAUGCAAGACCACUACAACCUGCAGCCCCACCCCCUGUCUCUCCCAACACCACGGUGAUUGAUCGUCUGGCACGGAGCCUGGCUGAAGUCCUGAAAGGGUCUGGAGUGACUCCGGAGGCGCAGUGGGGGGAGCACGCCAGAAGGCCUCGACCUGAUGAUGCUAAUGCUGCUGCCGCCGCAGCAUGGAACCCCAUUGUGUAUGUCCAGAGGACGUGGAGACAUGAUGAAAUCAAAGACAUUGUAGAAGACCUACCAGACCCAAGUAAGGACGCUGUGAAAUAUUCAGCAGAAAUUAGGGUAUUGGUGGGUCAGUACAAACCAUCUGCUGCUGCGAUAGCCCAUAUCUGUAAAAAGAAACUGGGACUCAGGUGGGCGGAUGUACAGGGACAGUUUGAUUGCAACUACCUGUGGACUGUGAAUGGUGCAUAUCAGGACCAGAUAACGGSGUUGCAGGCCAGGAUUGUGGAGAUGUAUCCAACUAAGACCGACUGGACUGCCGUCAGAGAAUGCACUAUGAAGAAAAAUGAGGGCCUGGAGGCUUUCAGAAAGAGACUUGAGACCUGUUUCAGGCUACACAGUGGUAUCAGACCAAACGAACAUGCAUAUGGGGAUCUGCUGAAAGACGCCCUGGUGAGGGGUCUGACACCGGGCCUGGAGAAAGCUGUGAGGACUACCUGCAUCAGUUGGGAGACUGAGCCAUUAGCAACGGUGGUACAGCACUGCAAGCAUGCUGAGAGACAACAAAGUACUCAAAAGGAAGAAAAAAUAAAGGAAGUAAAAGUGAAGACACAGAAACUACAGGCUGCCCAGAUUACAUUUUACCAGGGAGCAGCCCCAGCAGGGACAGAACAAGGGGGUGGAGUGCGCAAGUGUUACAACUGUAGGAAGCCGGGUCAUUUUACUGCUGACUGCUCCGAGCCAACGAAUUCACAGAGGAACAAAGGCAGGGACGGACCGAGAAGAGGGGCCCAAAGGGAGGGGGCAAGAAGAGGAGGAAAAGGAGCACAUGCAUGGACAGCCCCAUUCCAACAACAGCCGUGGCAGCCACCUCCCAACCAAUGGCAGGUCGGGCCACCUCACGGGGUCCAGCAACAGCAACAGUGGGGCCCACAAGYAGUCCKUCCAGGCAGAGGACAACCUGGAGCCUGGCAGACGGGGUCGCCGGCACAGACGACCCUGUACAAUCCAGGACAGGGACAGGAGGAGGUGUAUUGACAUGAUGAGGAGACAGGGACAGUUGUGCUAAAAUCCUCAGAGCAACAAGAGCAUUUGUUUUUAAAGUGUCACACCCUUCCGAGAGUAGAGCCAAACGUGGAGGCUUGCGUCAAUGGCUAUUUUCCCCAGGGUGAAAGCGGCUCUACCCCAGCCUCUGGUGGGGAUCCUGCACAAACUGCAACCAGGUGACUGGGUGGUGGUGAAGGACCUGAGACGAAAGCAUUGGAACCAGCAGAGGUGGACUGGACCGUACCAGGUGAUGCUGAUUACCCCCACUGCUGUUCGCGUAGCUGAGAAGUCUACUUGGAUCCACGCCAGCCACUGCAGGAAGGUGCCAUACUGCCCACCAGACCCUGAGGAUGGAGGAACAGAGACGCCGGAAGUCACCGCCUAGAUGGCCAUGGGAGGAUCAGGCCCAGACUCUACGCAUAAUGUUUCUUGCUCUUGUCUUGAGCCUUCUCAUUACAGUUGCCAUAUGGACAGUAACUCAAGGACAACUGGUCUUGGAAAGACAACAUGGUACGGACUUGACUGAUGACCGUUCAGUCCCACUGCGGGACUUAAAUAACAGCCACUCCAGCUCAAGCCAACGGCAGGCUCAGGACAGGAGUCCAGCAAACAAUAGCCGCUCCCAUAUCGAAAGAAGAAGAAGGUCGAUGCAUCCACUGGAUGAGCAUCACAGUAGGAAUCACGAGGGAAAAACACUUGGUGGUCACUGCUUAACUUCUCUGUGCUACGGAUCCCUUUAGCGGGAUCAUUUUCCUAAACACCGCUGAAUUGCAGGGC